UGAGCACACGGCGGCUCGCCUCAUUUGACUCCAGUAACCCACUUUAUCCAGUCCAAGCCAGAAACAUGGAAGAUGAAUCCAGUCAGAGCAAUGGACUAAUGGACGUCACUCUGUUUGACAUGGCCACAAUUUCCUUGUCCACUGCCAACUUUGCGACAUCGUCAAAGCUUGGGGAGGGCGGCUUCGGCGCGGUCUACAAGGGUGAACUCGGAGGAGGGCAGAUGGUCGCGGUGAAACGGCUUUCCAAGUACUCGACGCAGGGCUUGAACGAGUUCAAGAACGAGGUGAUGCUCAUCGCGAAGCUCCAGCAUGUGAACCUCGUCAGGCUCUUGGGUUGCUGCAUCCACGGGGAGGAAAGGAUCCUGGUGUACGAGUACAUGGACAAGAGCCUCGACAUGUUCAUAUUCGAUAAAGCUCGAUCGGCGCAACUGAACUGGUCGAAGCGGUUUGACAUCAUAUUGGGUGUUGCACGCGGGCUUCUGUACCUGCACCAGGACUCGAGGUUCAAGGUCAUUCACAGGGACCUCAAGGCCGGCAACAUCCUCCUCGACGGUGACAUGAACCCUAAGAUCUCUGACUUCGGUGUGGCGAGGACCUUCGGCGGCGAUGGCGCUGACUCGCACACGAGAAGGGUGGUCGGAACUUAUGGGUACAUGUCUCCAGAGUACGCCAUGGAUGGCAUCUUCUCGGUCAAGUCAGACGUGUUCAGCUUUGGUGUGCUGGUCCUCGAGAUCGUCAGCGGCAGGAAGAAUCGGGGAAUGUACGGCAGCGGCGAGCAGACGAGCCUCCUUAGCCACGCAUGGAAGCUGUGGAGGGAGGGCAACGUGCUUGCGCUGCUGGACGAGUUGGUGGCCUGCGAGUGCAGGGAUUCAGAGGCGGCGUUGCGGUGCGUGCAGGUUGGCCUGCUGUGCGUGCAGGAGCGAUCAGAGGAGCGGCCACUCAUGGCGACGGUGUUCCUGAUGCUGAGCAACCAGAGAGCGGUGAUGCCGCAGCCGAGGCACCCGGGCUAUUGCAGUGACCGGGGAUCAGCCUCAACCGAUGGCGAGUACUCAUCAACAUGCACCGUGAACGACAUCACUGUUACCAUCGUAGAGGGUCGUUGACGCCGCGUGGCCUUGGUGACUGAUGCUGGAGGGUUUGCUACUCUAGCUAGCUAGUAAUGCAGUGCCACAGUUCCAAAUUUCUAAUCAAUGGAUGAAGCAGAAUACUAAACAAGGAUAAACAAAAACAAAAACAGAAGCAAAAUACAGAUAAUAAACAUGGUGUCGUAAA
Molecule: messenger RNA, 1272 nt
Organism: Lolium rigidum
Lineage: Eukaryota; Viridiplantae; Streptophyta; Magnoliopsida; Poales; Poaceae
Product: receptor-like serine/threonine-protein kinase SD1-6
Biological process (GO): protein phosphorylation
Molecular function (GO): ATP binding; protein serine/threonine kinase activity
Source: RefSeq, a predicted model, not a curated record